This is a messenger RNA of Colletotrichum siamense, 669 nucleotides long. RefSeq names its product Glutathione S-transferase (gene GSTF1-0). The coding region runs from base 1 to 669 and encodes 222 amino acids. The record is from RefSeq and is a predicted model, not a curated record. Lineage: Eukaryota; Fungi; Ascomycota; Sordariomycetes; Glomerellales; Glomerellaceae. Gene Ontology annotation, molecular function: glutathione transferase activity; glutathione binding. The transcript is spliced from 2 exons. Gene Ontology annotation, cellular component: cytoplasm.
AUGCCAGCAUUCACUCUAUAUGGCGCUCAUGGCUCGACCAACACAGACCGUGUUCGUUUGACCCUCGCUGAAGGUGGCUUCACGGACUACGAACUUGUUUUGAUCAACCUACAAAAGGGGGAACAAAAGUCGGAAGACUAUAUGAAGAGACACCCUUGGGGUAAAGUCCCAGUCGUCAUCUUCCCCGACGGUUUCACUCUCUAUGAGAGUAGGGUUAUCUGCAAGUACCUCGCCAAGAAAUACUGCUUCCCGCUUCUACCGCCCGACUCCGACAGGGAAGCUACUGCACUUUUUGAACAAGCGCAGUCGGAGGAGAUGUCUUACUUUGCCGACCCCGCAGGUAAAAUCGCGUUUGAGAAGUUUGUGAAGCAGAGAUUCAUGGGCUUGCCUCCUGAUGAGACCGUCGUGUCAGGAGCAACACGGUCCAUCGAAGCCUUUUUUGACGUUGCUGAACGUGCAUUGCAACACAGCGACUACAUGGCUGGGGAGGACUUCACUCUCGUGGACAUUUACUAUGUACCCCUGAUCCACAGGCUCUUCGUAUGCGGAUAUGCAGAUCUUAUCCUCGGUCGAAAAGCCGUGAGUGCAUGGUGGAACCGCGUCAUCAACAGGCCAGCCAUACAGCAAGUCCUGACCGCUGAUAAGGAGGCUGCAAAGGCGACACAGUGA